Molecule: messenger RNA, 2988 nt
Organism: Pyricularia grisea
Lineage: Eukaryota; Fungi; Ascomycota; Sordariomycetes; Magnaporthales; Pyriculariaceae
Exons: 4
Coding region: 439-2724 (761 amino acids)
Molecular function (GO): plus-end-directed microtubule motor activity
Source: RefSeq, a predicted model, not a curated record
CAAAAAAAAACCACCAAAAAAAGACCAAAAAAAAAAAACCAUCCGGAACUACCUUGUCGUUUUCAGCUGCAGUCACGCACUUACCGACGUCGCAACAGGUAACCGACAGAAAGCGUACAAACCACCGACCGCCAUUUUGGCAACAAACGUCUUUUGUUUGCAAAUAAACACUUCCGAGCUCGUUCCGAUUUGUGUGAAUUCAGCUUCGAUUAUCUGUCCUUAGACUUGAUUGCCUGUGCACACCUGCGUCAGACAAAAGGAAGGGAAAAAUUGACGCGAUAUUGACGACAACCGUAAACCCGACAAUAUAUCGGGUCGGCGUUCAUUAGGGUUUCAAGGGUCGGAAAGUACAGGAGGAAAGGGCCCCUACUCCGACUCUCUCGGCGAAGAUUGUCGCGAGUGGAGGGUACGGUACACAACCCAUAUUUGUAAACAUCAAUGUCUUGGUCCGGGCCCUUUGAGGAGGAGGCAAUGGACCGUCUCUCAAACCUUGAUGUUCUACUCAACAUACUGAUGAAAACACCCUCAUCCAUAAUAAGAUCUCAUCGCCCUCCAUAUCACAACUAUUACCCUCAGCAAGCGCCGUCUUCUUAUUCAAAUUCGGGCUCGGAGACAUUCGAGGGCUACUCGGACGAAGACUUGGAUCCAUCCGAGUCGGCCUCGCAGAUCAGUGCCCCCGACUAUUACGGCCACGGUGGAGGCGGUCCUCGCCUGCAGAUUCGUCAACAGGGGCACCCAGAGAGGCCCGCGAGGGUUCCUUCAGUGCCACCAUCAGGUGCGAUGCAGCACUCACACAGCGACGAGUCCGAGGAUGCAUGGCGCCCCGAUAGGGGGGACUAUGGAGGGUACGGUAGUACUUACCGGGCUCCCCCUCAAAACCCUGGCUACUAUGGGCGCCCCUCGGGAGGCCCUGGCUACCCUCAAAGUCACGCCGGGGGUGGUGGAGGAGGAGGAUACCAAGGAGGGUACGGCGCCGGACCAAUGACGCACUACAACUACAACAACGGCUUCCACGGAUCCCAUCCGUUCGCCCCGCAGGGUUACGGUGCCGGGAGCCCAUACCAGGAGGUAGUCCCAUUCUCCUACCAAGGUGGCUACGGCGGACACGCCGCAUAUCCUCCCCCCGGGGCCAUGUAUCCAUACGGGGCGCACCCACCGCCUCCGACCGAGGUGGCCGUGGCCAAAAAGCCGCAGACUCCCGCGCCUAAUCCAGAUGUGGAGGCUCUGCAGAAGCAAAUCGAGCAGCUCAAGGCCAACAACCAGAAGGAGCUGUCGGCUGCCGAGGAGGCCAAAAAGACCGAGCUCGAGAUCCAAAGGCGCAUGCAGGAAAUGCUUGAACAACAAGAAAAGUCCCGGAUCGCGAUCGAGAAGGCGAGACAAGAGGCCGAAAGGGCCGCCUUUGAGAAGCUAGAGGCGGAGAGGAAACGGGAAGAAGAACGCAGGCGGGAGCACGAGGAGAACAUGAAACGGAUCGAGAGGGAGGCUCGGGAAAAGAUCGAGCGGGAAAGGAGAGAGGACGAAGAGAGACGAGAAGCCCACGCCAGAGCACUCAAACAAGCCGAACUGGAAGCCCGAGCAAAGAUAGAAGCGGACCUGAGAGCGGCAGCAGAGAGGAAAGCAGAGGAGGACAGGAAGGCCGCCGAGGCCGCGGCUGCCCUCAAGGCCAAGAUCGAGGCUGCUGAGCUGGAGGCGCGAGCCAAAAUAGAAGCGGACCUGAGAGCAGCGGCCGAAAAGAAAGCAGAAGAUGAAAGGAAGGCCGCCGAGGCUGCGGCUGCCCUCAAGGCCAAAAUAGAAGCGGACAUGAGGGCAGCGGCUGAGAAGAAGGCAGAAGAUGACAGGAAGGCCGCCGAGGCCGAGGCACUCUUCAAGGCCAAGCUCGAAGCUGCCGAGGCGGCCGCCAAGGCCAAGUUCGAGGCCGAACUCAAAAAGGCUGCAGAGGAAAAGGCAGAGGCGGAGAAGAAGGCGGCUGCGGAUGCCGAAUGGCGCAAGAAGCUCGAGGAGGAAGCCAAACUGCAGGCCGAGAUCGACGCGAGAAAGAAGCUUGAGGCUGAGAAAGAGGCCGCCGAAAAAGCGGCAAAGGAUGCAGAGGAGAAGAAGAAGAUGGAAGAUGCGCUCAAAAAGAAAUACCAAGAAGAGGGCAAGCUCAAGGCCGAGGCCGAAGAGAAGAAGAAAGAGAAGCCCCCGAUCAAGUUCAAGGAUGCUGUUGGGCGCAAGUUCAGUUUCCCAUUCCAUCUGUGCCAAACAUGGCAGGGAAUGGAAGAGCUCAUCAAGCAAGCCUUCCUCCACGUUGAGGUCAUCGGCCCGCACGUUCAGCAAGGCCACUACGAUCUCAUCGGCCCAGACGGCGAGAUUAUCCUCCCGACGGUCUGGGAGAAGGUCAUCCAGCCAGACUCGGCCAUCACCAUGCACAUGUGGCCGAUGGACCGUCGCCCACAGCCGCCGCCGGGCCAUCCGAUGGCCAGGCCUGGGGGCUUAGCAAGCGGCGUGCCGCCGCCAGGCUUCAGACCUGGAGUAGCCAGACCACCAGGCAUGGGGGUACCGCCACCACCCCCAAUGCCCUCUGGCAUCAGGCCUGGAGGCCCACAAAGGCCGGGGGUCUCGACGGCUGCGGAGGCAAGAGAGUCAAAGAAAAAGUCUUCCUCCAAGUCGAAGGCCCCAGGAGGCAUUCUGGGUGGGUUUUUCGGGCCACCGAAACCAGUCAAGAAGAAGAAGAAGCAUACUUAGAGUUCUACUGCGUUGCCCCCAUCUUUAUUUCUGCUUCUCGAAAGACGAGACUAAUAUAUCUCAUCUUUUGACAAGUCUUAAUGUGUUUGAUGUAGCGUUAACGUUAUCUGCCAUGCGUGUUGAUGAUUGGGUUUGUUGACGGAUUUUCUUUUCUCCUUUUUGGAAUACUCAUGUGCUGCUGAGCGUGGUUUUUUUUUGCUUUUUUUUUUUGCUUUUCUUUUCUUUUCGUUUCUCUGCUCAAUCUCUUUUUUUUUUUUUUUUUUU